ACAGCACCGAAUACCGAUGCAAACAAUACCACCUCCCUCCCCCUGAAGACCCAUGGCAUCGGCUGCAUGACGGUGACAUCUCGAUCGCAGUGCAUGACGCCGCUGGCUGGGGUUUAGACUGUGGGUUCGGUAAAAAGGGUCUCGAUGCAAAGGAUGGCGGCGAGGGUCGUGAAGUGGCCGAGGAUUUUGUUGUUUGGGGAUUCGUUAACUCAGCGUUCUUUUAGCCCAGAGGGAUGUUGGGGGGCCCUGUUAGCUGACCAUUUUCAAAGACGGGCAGAUGUCGUUGUCCGCGGCUUCUCAGGCUACAACACCCGCAACUGCCUGGCACUCCUCCCCUAUGUGGCCGCGGACUUGAAGGACGUCGUUGGUGCCACUGUAUUUCUCGGUGCCAACGAUGCCAGUGCAGAGAACACCCAGCAGGCUGUUCCGCUGGAAGAAUACUCGGAGAACAUCAAAGCUAUUGUCAGGCACUUCCAGAAUGCUGGAGUGAAACCUAUUGUGAUAACUCCCCCGGCACUGGAUGGGGAAGGCUGGAAGAGCUACUGUGAGGAGACGGAUCGCAUUUACGCCAAAGACGAGGCACUCACGGCCAAAUACGCGGAGGCUUGUUCAGGUGUAGCUUCGGAAAUGGGAGUUCCUUGCAUUGAUCUCCAUACUGCUAUGAUCAACCAGGCUGACUGGAAGAACCUCCUGUGUGACGGACUACACCUCUCGCAGAGGGGCUCGGAACUCCUGGCCUCACUCCUUGCCCCAGCCGUGGAGAAGCACCUAUCGUCAAGUCUUCCAAAGGACCACAUCCUACCCCUCUGGAGUGAAAUCGGAGCUGACAACUCUGUGGAGGCGUUCAAGGAGUGGUGCGAGAAGAACGUGUGAAAUGCUCUUGGGGCGUUUAGCGUGUUCAGGAAUGUUAUAUCUUGGGCUUCCAGUUUUUCAGCUGAAUUUGCAGGGUUUUAUAUUAUGGCAAUUAUAAUUUAGUUGUCUAACCUAG
Penaeus monodon (black tiger shrimp) is the source of this 988-nucleotide messenger RNA. RefSeq names its product isoamyl acetate-hydrolyzing esterase 1 homolog. NCBI's taxonomy places the organism in Eukaryota, Metazoa, Arthropoda, Malacostraca, Decapoda, Penaeidae. The record is from RefSeq and is a predicted model, not a curated record. The transcript has 5 exons. The coding region runs from base 145 to 873 and encodes 242 amino acids.